Molecule: messenger RNA, 3404 nt
Organism: Phaedon cochleariae (mustard beetle)
Lineage: Eukaryota; Metazoa; Arthropoda; Insecta; Coleoptera; Chrysomelidae
Source: the annotation of a GenBank genome assembly
AAACGAAGGAUGUUUCCAAAACAAGUAGUGCAAGUGCAUAAAGGAUAAUUUCGCGAAUUAAUAGCGUGAUCGUGGAAUGUGCGAUUCAGAUGGCAUUUAAUGAACUAUGUUUUCACGAGUGUCAGCAUAGGGUAUCUACUAUAAAAGUUGCGUAAACGAUAUGUCAGCCGAGACGGAGUUGACGAUGCAGACGGGGAUUUCUCCUGUUCUCUUGCCGGACCUGACAACGCUCAGCCUCAUCGGACACAGAUCUCAAGCGACUCAUCUCGCCGCUCAUCCCCCUCAUCAAAAUAUGCAGACCAAUCCGAAUGCGGGUGCAUCUGCGACCACCCUGGGCACGACCAGCACGACGGUCGCUCUGCCCGGCGCCGCCGCAACAACCGCCGCCGGUCCCGUGGCCGCCGUCUCGCCCCCCGCGGAGCCCCCCGUCUUCCAAUGCCCGCGCAGGCCGAACCUGGGCCGGGAAGGCCGACCCAUCGGUCUCAAGGCCAACCACUUCCAGAUCACCAUGCCCAGAGGGUUCGUCCACCACUAUGACGUCAACAUACAGCCCGACAAGUGCCCCAGAAAGGUAAACAGAGAGAUCAUCGAGACGAUGGUGAAAGCCUACGGGAAAAUAUUCGGCAGCCUAAAACCAGUCUUCGACGGCAGAAACAACCUCUACACCAGAGACCCGCUGCCCAUCGGCAACGCCAGAGAAGAGCUGGAAGUCACCCUGCCCGGCGAAGGCAAAGACAGACUGUUCCGCGUCACCAUCAAAUGGGUAGCCCAGGUGUCCCUCUACGGCCUGGAAGAAGCACUCGAGGGCAGGACGAGACAGAUACCGUACGAGGCCAUUUUGGCUUUGGACGUCGUCAUGCGGCAUUUGCCGUCCAUGAGCUAUACGCCGGUGGGUAGGAGCUUCUUCAGCAGCCCUGAGGGUUAUUAUCAUCCAUUGGGGGGCGGCAGGGAGGUGUGGUUCGGGUUCCAUCAGUCGGUGCGGCCCAGCCAGUGGAAGAUGAUGCUCAACAUUGACGUGUCGGCCACUGCAUUUUACAAAGCGCAACCUGUGAUUGAAUUUAUGUGCGAAGUACUUGACAUAAGGGACAUAAAUGAACAGCGGAAACCGUUAACAGACAGCCAGCGUGUCAAAUUCACGAAAGAGAUAAAGGGACUCAAAAUCGAAAUCACCCAUUGUGGGACGAUGAGGCGAAAAUACAGGGUGUGCAAUGUUACCAGGAGGCCAGCUCAGAUGCAAUCAUUCCCACUUCAGCUGGAAAACGGUCAGACCGUCGAAUGUACCGUGGCCAAGUACUUUUUGGACAAAUACAAAAUGAAAUUGCGUUAUCCCCACUUGCCCUGCCUUCAAGUAGGACAGGAACACAAGCACACUUAUUUACCACUCGAGGUCUGCAACAUUGUGGCCGGGCAGAGGUGCAUCAAAAAGUUGACAGAUAUGCAGACUUCGACCAUGAUAAAAGCGACGGCCAGGUCAGCGCCGGACAGAGAACGCGAAAUCAACAACCUAGUGCGCAGGGCGGACUUCAACAACGACGAGUACGUCCAAGAGUUCGGCCUGACCAUCAGCAAUAACAUGAUGGAGGUGCGAGGCAGAGUGCUGCCACCGCCCAAGUUGCAAUACGGGGGCAGGGUGGCAUCGCUCAGCGGACAGGUGGGCUGGCACAGCAAACAACAAGCGAUGCCGAAUCAGGGUGUUUGGGAUAUGCGAGGAAAACAAUUUUUUACCGGAGUCGAGAUUCGUGUGUGGGCUAUCGCAUGUUUUGCUCCGCAACGUACCGUAAGAGAAGACGCUCUUAGGAAUUUCACUCAGCAGCUUCAGAAGAUCUCCAAUGAUGCAGGUAUGCCAAUCAUAGGCCAACCUUGUUUCUGUAAAUACGCCACUGGUCCAGAUCAAGUUGAGCCGAUGUUUCGGUACCUGAAAACCACUUUCCAAUCGUUGCAGCUUGUCGUUGUUGUUUUACCAGGAAAAACACCUGUGUAUGCUGAGGUGAAGAGGGUUGGCGAUACUGUGCUAGGAAUGGCCACCCAAUGUGUUCAAGCUAAAAACGUCAAUAAGACAUCACCGCAAACACUGUCAAAUCUAUGCCUCAAAAUUAAUGUUAAGCUUGGUGGCAUCAACAGCAUUUUAGUCCCAUCGAUCAGACCAAAGAUAUUCAACGAACCCGUGAUCUUCCUCGGCGCCGACGUCACUCAUCCCCCUGCCGGCGACAACAAGAAACCUUCGAUAGCCGCCGUGGUGGGUUCGAUGGACGCUCACCCGUCCCGUUACGCCGCCACUGUUCGCGUCCAGCAGCACCGACAAGAGAUCAUACAGGAGCUCAGCUCGAUGGUCAGAGAAUUGCUGCUCAUGUUCUACAAAUCGACAGGUGGCUACAAACCACAUCGGAUAAUCCUGUACAGGGACGGCGUGUCCGAAGGCCAAUUCUUGCAGCUGCUCCAGCACGAACUGACCGCCAUUAGAGAGGCGUGCAUCAAGCUCGAGGCCGACUACAAGCCCGGCAUCACGUUCAUCGUGGUGCAGAAACGGCACCACACGAGGUUGUUCUGCUCCGACAAGAAGGAGCAGAGCGGCAAGAGCGGCAACAUACCGGCCGGGACUACGGUGGAUGUGGGCAUCACGCAUCCCACGGAGUUCGAUUUCUAUUUGUGCAGUCAUCAGGGUAUUCAGGGUACAUCUAGACCGUCCCACUACCACGUCCUCUGGGACGACUCCCAUCUGGAUUCGGACGAGCUGCAAUGUUUGACGUACCAGCUGUGCCACACGUACGUGCGUUGCACGCGGUCCGUCUCCAUCCCCGCCCCCGCCUACUAUGCCCAUCUGGUGGCGUUCCGGGCUAGGUACCACCUGGUGGAGAAGGAGCACGACAGCGGAGAAGGGUCCCAUCAAUCCGGUUCGUCAGAGGACCGAACGCCCGGCGCGAUGGCCAGGGCGAUAACGGUGCACGCCGACACGAAAAAAGUCAUGUAUUUCGCUUAAGAAAGAGACGACGAUGGCCAAAUCACGAGAGUACAAAAUGGUAUUUUGCGCUCUAAUUAGGAUAGGUAUAUUUUAGACCAAAUCGGGUGAGCUGUGGCCGGUUUUUGUUUUGAAGGAACCGUCGUUUGCCAGUCAUCUUUAUGUGUUAGCAAGGUACAAUUUUUUUUUUCGCCUAGACUAUGGUCUUGAAACCGUACAAUAUUCUUGUUUUAUACAGGGUGUAUCUGAAUAACACCGAAAAGAGUUGAGGGGUGAUUCUGUGAUUCUUGAAAAUAAACAAAAACACGAAACUUGGUAAAUAUUUUUGGUCAAUAAAGCUACACAUUUUGUAAUCUUCUCAACCCUGAAGUAUGCUUAGAAGGGGUUGAAAUGUUCAACCCCUGAGAUAUUUUGUCUUAUAACUGGUUUUUGGACAAAAAAGUUUCUU